Mycena indigotica is the source of this 1359-nucleotide messenger RNA. RefSeq names its product F-box domain-containing protein. The transcript has a single exon. The coding region runs from base 1 to 1359 and encodes 452 amino acids. NCBI's taxonomy places the organism in Eukaryota, Fungi, Basidiomycota, Agaricomycetes, Agaricales, Mycenaceae. The record is from RefSeq and is a predicted model, not a curated record.
AUGGAGGAAGCAGCAACUAUAUCGCAAGAAUUUCUAUUCUCCAUAGAGUCACGUAUACCCAGCGACAUAUUGGAGCUCAUAUUCGAGGCUGGAGCCCGUAUUUCGCACUGGGAAGGCGCCGCACAGCCUAAACCACUCGAAAUUGUGGUGUCGCAUGUGAACCAGCGAUGGAGGCAGAUCGCGGUCAACCUCGCGUCAUUGUGGUCCUCGAUCUUUGCAACACCAUUCGAGGCUGUCGACAAGCUGGAGACAUAUCUCCACAGGUCCAAAAACCACAAUCUACGCGUUUGUUUAUUCGCCUGUGUUGGCUGGUGGCGGAGGGACAUGCUGGAGCAAAUGCGACCACAUCUUCGUCGUUUCCGGCGAUUUCAUUUGGUCACCAACUUUGUCCACCCGUCUCCGACGGUUAGCUCCCACUUCGAAGACUUCGACAUGCCGCAUCUCAACACUUUUCUGUUCACUCCGCUGGAUUCCGGGGAGUAUCAUGGGGAUUCCAUCGCGUCACCAUUCCUCCCAUUUACUCGCCCAUCACCCUCAUUAACGUCGCUGCGGCUGAACGGGCCAACGAUGGAUCUAAUCCGGCCACCUUUUGCCACGAUCGUUCAACUCUGCUUGACCGAGGAGCGGUUUCCGUUCCCAUUUCGCUCCGUUUGCGAUAUUUUGCAGAGUUGCAACGCUCUUGUCAAGCUUUCUUUCUCCGGGCACACUCAACGCCCUCAUCGACGAUUGGCUACCCCUCUUGAUGUCGUACCGUUUGUCAUUCCUGAGCUCAAGUAUCUUAUGCUCGCCAAUGGAGGCAAUUGCGAUGUUUUGCUAUCGGCUCUCAGUGCCCCAAAGCUAUGUGGAAUGCGACUCUGCAACUUCGAAGAGGGGGAUAUGGCAUACUUCCUGCAACUUUCCCAGGUGUCCAAGUUUCCCAUUCUCGAGUCGCUGUCCCUCGUAGACGAUACAUUCUCGGUUAGCGACUACCACGACAUCGCGCGCGUUUUCCCCGCCAUUCGCUCCUUUGCGUGCUUAAACUCGUCAUUCACAGACGACGUUCUGGAGUUCCUUGUCCCCCUCCCAACAUCAGACAGCGCGUUGGAUAUGCCCUGGCCCAAUCUUGCAUCCUUUUCUUUCAGUCAGGCCCAGUUCCACGAAAAGCAUCAGGCGCUGUUGUGCAGUCUUGUCUCUACACGCAUUGCGCUGCAGGCGCCAUUGACCCACCUUUUCCUGGGGUCGGCAAACCGGCUGAUAUUGGACACGGAGCGGGCGCUGUGGUUAGAGGAGGAGCUUCAUCUUGCGGACGGGGCUGAACUGCCGGAAGACGAGGAGAUGAGUUUGCUGAUGGAGUUUUCUGGGGACGGGUAUAGGUGUUGA